Pseudocercospora fijiensis CIRAD86 is the source of this 2570-nucleotide messenger RNA. RefSeq lists its product as uncharacterized. The coding region runs from base 557 to 2377 and encodes 606 amino acids. Gene Ontology annotation, biological process: amino acid transmembrane transport. Lineage: Eukaryota; Fungi; Ascomycota; Dothideomycetes; Mycosphaerellales; Mycosphaerellaceae. Gene Ontology annotation, cellular component: vacuolar membrane. Gene Ontology annotation, molecular function: amino acid transmembrane transporter activity. The transcript is spliced from 6 exons. The record is from RefSeq and is a predicted model, not a curated record.
CGAAAGGGAACACUGUGCCGGCAGAGUUCCAAGGCCGGUAGCCGGGCUAGGGGCUCAAAAAGGCCAGCUCCGCGACUGGUGAAGAGCAUUCCUAUGACCUUUCGAUCAUGCUACUAUGCAUCUGCCAAGCUUCAACCGAGCUGUGAGCAUGGUUCCGCCCUCCAUGCUGUUCCACGCGACAUACCACCUUCAUCAUCAAUGCCUGUUUAUCAAUGCCGCUGACGUUGGACGGUAUCUGGGCAAGCUCUUUUGCAGCUGGCAUGCACAAAACAUCUGGUCAGUCUCGUAUCUCUCGCGCCGAACGUGUACGCCGAAAACUUUCUGAGGGGUGCUUUUGUGAGAUUAGCACCCUGGCCGUGUCCGGAUCUACCGAGCUGCUUGUUGUAUACGAGCAGGUGAAUAACAGUAGGUAGAUAGGCGAGGCAGGGUGCUACAUUUACUGAAAUACGCAUCAUCCCUUCUCUCAUUAAGCUCCAGUCUUCCACAUGGAGUUUUCCCUUGGCCAGGCUUCUCACUACGAACUGCUGUUAAUUCCACCUGGCAGGACGCUGUUGGAAUGGCUGGAAUCGUGCCGGCCGGUAACUUGGCCGGUGCUGAUCCCAGAACGAGUUCUGAGGUUGAUAACAUUGUAACUCGACGAGAUUCCAUCGUGAAGGACACGGCGCCACCAGAGACACAUGGUCACAACACCAUCUAUCUUGACAGCAGCAUCACUUUUGAGGCCUACGACUUCUAUGCUGCUCGCGCUCGUGAAGCAGAGAAACACUUCGCCACUGAAAACUUCGUCAAGCAAGUCAGCAAAGUCCUUGUUGGCAAGAAAGUCGCCAAGGAGCAGCAACCUAUCGAUGAAUAUCCAACUGGCACCUCAGAAAACGAUCCCAAGCACGAGUCGGCAUCUCCUCCAAGCAAUGGAUCUGAUACGGCUCCCGGCGAAGACCGCUUUGGAGUGACUGAGACAGAGUGGGAGCAAGCGCAGAGAGCCACAAGAACUGUAACAUGGGUCACCAUCUUUUACCUGAUCACCACCGACAUCCUUGGACCUUAUAACGUUCCGUGGGCGAUCUCGCGGAUGGGGUAUGGCCCAGGCCUCGCGCUCUACCUCGUAUUUGGACUGAUGGCUUUCUACUCCGGUCUUCAGCUCUGGAAGAUGUUCAUUGGGCUUGACUCUCCUCGCUAUCCAAUGCGUAACUUUGGCGACCUUGGCUUCCGUGUCUACGGCGGAUGGGCCAGACAGCUUGUCAACGUGCUUCAGUCAUGCCAAUUCUUCCUAAACGUGACAUUACUUAUUGAGAGCAGUGGUCAAGGUCUUCAGCAGAUGGCUGCGGGCAAGAAUGGCAAAGGAGUUCUUUGCUUCGUUGCGGCAGAGGUCAUUUUCAUGGUUUGUGGUUUCAUUUUUGGACAAGUCAGAACACUCCAGCGACUUGGCUUCCUAGCCAAUCUUGCGGUCUGGUUGAACGUCUUUGUGAUCUUGAUGACCAUGGGAGUCGUGCCCAGCUUUGGACCCAACUACGACGCAUCCUUCGCAACAUACAAGACUCCGCCAAAUCAACCAGUACGAACCAGCGCAAACUGGCCAGAAGGGACCACAUUGAAGGACCGCAUCAACGGUCUCAUGAACUGCGUUUUCGCCUACGGAGGUGCAACCCUGUUCAACGAACUUAUGGCCGAGAUGCGAAGACCGAUGGACUUCUGGAAAGGGUUAAUUUGCGCAGACAUCUUCAUCUUCAGCAUCUACAUCACCAUAGGAAUGGUCGUCUAUUCUUACCAAGGACAGUACACUUUCAACCCGGCAUACCAGGGCAUUCCAAACUCUGCCUAUGCUUGGCAGACUGUGGGCAACGCAAUCUCCUUUGUCUCUGGUCUGAUUGCCGCACUGCUUUACGGCAACAUUGGUGUCAAGGUCUUCUACGCCGCCGUCUUGCGCGAUGUCUUCCGAUUCCCACCUCUGGAUGAGAGGAAAGGCAAAAUCGUCUGGAUUGCACUGGUUCCAAUUUACUGGGGACUCGCCUUCAUCGUCGCUGCAUCGAUCCCACAGAUAAGCUAUUUGAUAUCAUUCGUCGGAGCUGCAUUCAUACUAGAGUUCAGCUACGUCUUCCCGCCGCUCUUCAUGGUUGGCUACAACGUUCAGAAGGAUGCAAUGCUGCCAGAAGAACACUUCGAUCCAGCAACAGGCCAAGCCACGCGUGUCGACAGUGGAUUUAAGCGCUGGCUCCGAGGAUACAUGAAGAAGCCGUUCCUCAAUACUUUUGAUAUUUUAUAUCUCAUCGGCGCGCUGGCGACUUCAGGUCUGGGUAUUUAUGCUUCUGUCUUGUCGAUGCAUGAGUCUUUCCAGACUACGGAUUUGACGCCCUUCACUUGCAAUUCCCCGACCGGUUAAGUAAGGUGAGUGUCGAGUUGUGGGGCUAAUGGUGGUGAGGAUAUUGUUACGAAGCGCCUUAGCUUGUGAAUACCUAUUGAUUUAGGUCCCCACUCACGCACUGUAGUCACAUGCUUAUGAACACUAUAAACACGGGUCUGUCCUUUAGCAGGCGUAUGAAGUUACUAUAAACACAAGCAUAUAUACUAUAAGC